This is a messenger RNA of Neopelma chrysocephalum (saffron-crested tyrant-manakin), 352 nucleotides long. RefSeq names its product chromodomain-helicase-DNA-binding protein 8-like. The annotation marks the transcript as partial. NCBI's taxonomy places the organism in Eukaryota, Metazoa, Chordata, Aves, Passeriformes, Pipridae. The record is from RefSeq and is a predicted model, not a curated record. The transcript is spliced from 2 exons.
CACCAUCACGCCGGUGGUGGGCAAGAAGCGCAAGCGCAACGCCUCCUCCGACAACUCCGACUCGGAGGCGCUGCCGGCGCCGUCCCCGCGCGACGACGACGAGUCCAGCGUCCAGAAGCGCCGGUCGAACCGGCAGGUGAAGCGCAAGAAGUACACGGAGGAUCUGGACAUCAAGAUCACGGACGACGAGGAGGACGAAGAGCUGGACGUGACGGGGCCGGCGCGGCCCGAGCAGCUCCAGCAGCAGCUCCACAACCAGCAGCAGCAGCAGCAGCAGCCGCCGGUGCCGGCGACCGCGCCGCCGGCGCCCGAGCCCGAGGGAGAGGCCCUGCCCUCCAUGCAGUUCUUCGUG